Molecule: messenger RNA, 8418 nt
Organism: Myxocyprinus asiaticus (Chinese sucker)
Lineage: Eukaryota; Metazoa; Chordata; Actinopteri; Cypriniformes; Catostomidae
Product: protein dopey-2-like
Exons: 39
Coding region: 215-7177 (2320 amino acids)
Biological process (GO): Golgi to endosome transport
Cellular component (GO): trans-Golgi network; endosome
Source: RefSeq, a predicted model, not a curated record
CUGUUGGUGAAAAUCAGCUGAGCGAUUCAAUUCUAGCUGGUUGCAUCUUUGGAUAUUAGCAUGACUUUUCUGUCCUGUCCUGCGCUCAACUCUUCUCGUCUUUGAACUGUCAAUCUAUCCAGAUAAUUCUACAAUUGUUUAUUUGGCACGAGAUCUUUCGAUCUGUCGACCAUCCUGUUUUGCUGCAGAGGACAGAUGCUGAGCAUGCCGGGACAUGACUGAGGUCAGACUGAUGGAUCCUGAAGAAGCUGAGCUGCAAAAUGACUACCGUUACCGUAGUUAUGGAGCUGUCAUUGAAAAGGCACUGCGAAACUUUGAAUCAUCCAGUGAAUGGGCUGAUCUCAUCUCCUCACUCGGAAAACUCAACAAGGCUCUCCAGAGUAAUCUGAAGUACUCACUGUUACCACGACGGUUGAUCAUUGGGAAGCGUCUGGCUCAGUGUUUGCACCCUGCCCUGCCCAGCGGUGUCCACCUCAAAGCACUGGAGACCUAUGAGGUCAUUUUUAAAAUCAUCGGCACAAAGUGGCUAGCAAAGGAUCUCUUCAUUUACAGCUCAGGGCUGUUUCCAUUGUUGGGUCAUGCAGCGAUGUCAGUGAAGCCAGUUCUUUUGACAUUGUACGAGCGGUACUUCCUGCCUCUUCAGAGAGCGCUGUUACCCAGCCUGCAAGCUUUUAUCAUGGGCCUACUGCCUGGACUGGAGGAGGGCGCAGAGGUCUAUGACAGGACGGAUGCAUUGCUUGUGAAGUUGUCAAUGUUGGUGGGUCAGUCUGUGUUUUACGGGGCACUGUGGGGUUCAGUGCUUAUAUGUCCUCUGGUACGACUCCCUGCCUCCCUCUUCAUCGUCACACACUUUAACCACUCGAUCACUGGCCAGGAACAGAAGUAUAUGCUUGGGACAGACCACAAACUAGUGGUCAAGGCCAUGUGUCUUGCUCUCCAAGACUCUAAUGUUCUGGUCCAGAGAAACAUGCUGGAAAUGCUUCUCUACUUCUUCCCCUUCACAUCCUGCCUGGAUCCUGUGGAAAGUGCCAUUCCUCUAAAGCAAGAUGAGAUGAUCAGUGUGAUGUCUGCUGCUUUACUCACCCUGCUUAGGAGAGAUAUGUCACUAAAUCGACGCCUCUAUGCUUGGAUGCUCGGCUUGGACAUCAAAGGAGGAAUGGUGACUGCAGACACAAGUCACUAUAACACUGUUGAAGAAUACACAGCGUUCUUUUUCAACACACACUCCAGGGAAUUACUGGUGCAGGCACUGGUGAAUGUUCUGAAGCAGAAAGAUAUAGAGGCCAACCCAAGCAAUGUAAUAGAUUAUCUCAGACCAUUUCGCAUCAUCAUUAGCUUACUGGACAAAUCUGAGAUAGGGCCAUUGGUGUUGUCUGAUGUGUUGUUGGAGGUGGUCAGAGCUUUUUACAGCUACUGUAAAGUAAUGCUGGGAGAGGACAUGCUCAACAGCAGCCUCAGUGGCAGCCAACUCAACAGUAAAAUCAAGGAGAAUAAAAACUCUUCAGAGAUUAUUAAGACCGUCAAUAUGCUUGUGAGUGCUAUUAGUAGCAAUUAUCUCUGGGACUACAUGACGAGGCACUUCCAAAACUGUCUCAGUUCUUUAAGUGAUCCAGCGGGGAAGGGUCAAUCUAAAGAGUGGAGUAGCUCUCCAUCAGUGACUGAACUCUCCACGCUCAUUAUCUUCCUGCUGGACGUUAUUCCUCUGGAGCUUUAUGCAGAGAUUCAAACGCAAUACCUGCCACAGAUGCUGGGCAGCAUGCUGCAGUCGCUGCAUAGUCACAUGACAUUCCUUAGCCUACAGGAGCUCACGCAGGGCAUGAGAGCGUGUUUUAAAGUGCUCAGUAAGAUCCAGAUGCCAGUUGCUUAUAUGGACAUGGAGACUGAAUCACAGACACUAGAUGUAGGACAAACACAGGUAACAGGGAACAGUAAAGUGAAGGAGAGUGACCAGGUGAAUGGUAACCAUGACAACAGCUCUGGUGAGGUCAAUCUGAAUGGACCAGAUACACAGGAGGUGGAGCCAGGUGAUUGUCCAUACCCUCCUUUGCGGUCUGAAGACAGUGGAUUAGGGCUGAGCGCCUCUCCAUCUGAACAGCACCUUCUACCAGGUGGUAACGGAUCAGAGGCUGCUGCUGCGGUGAACUCUGAAGCUGAGCAUAUUUGGAGAAAAGGAGGGACUGUAGAAAACAUGUCCAAAUGUGUACAGGACAUACUGGAAUCUCUGAUCACAAGGCACUUGUUGGAUAGAGUGGAUCCAGACAAAAAGAAAAAACAGGAAGAGGCAGAUCAGCUAGAACAGAAUGGUUCUCCUCGGGCCAGUAAGCGUUCUACACUCAAACGGAAAGGCAAUCGAGAUUUGGGUCUUAUCAAAGACAGGCUUGCCGAGUUUUUCAACCCUAGUAAGCUGCGGAUACAUGCCCUUCAUGGGUUUUCUGUUCGUAAAGACCACAAACCAGCAGAGUUGGAGUGGAUGGGAAGCUUCCAGUCGAAGGGUAAAGGGGAGAUAUCGGAGUCGUGCCGCCAGGCCUUUACUGUUGUCUGUCAACUUCUCCUGGAUUGUACAACUUUCCCUGUCUAUUUCACUGAGGAUGAGAGCCAAGAAUUGCACAUGUCUAUGUUCAACAAGACAGGACCUGAGACCCUUCCUGAGUGGCUGAGAUCUUUGUUGACUCUAUGUUGUCUGACGAAAGACUACCAGGUGCAACAUGUUGCAAUCUCCUCUCUGCUGGAGCUAAUCAAUCAUUCUCAGUCUUUAGCCCUCAUCAUUCAGGAUAAGAACCAACGUUAUAAGAACUCUGAUGCCAACCCACUCAGCGGACAGCUGCAAAUGGUCACCCUACCUUCCAUCUACCCAGCCGUUCUCAAAACUGUCGAGGAUUCCACAGACUUUUACCUGCGUUUAUCUCAGGUGCUAUGGGCUCAGUUAGAUACAGAGCGCAGAGAGCAUCACGUAUCUUGUGUGGAGCUCUUCUAUCGACUUCACUGCUUGGCUCCAUCGGCAUCCAUCUGUGAGGACAUCAUCUGCCUGGGUUUAUUCAAUGAGGACAAGGUUGUGUGUCUGGAGGCGCUCCACAGGUUCUCAGUUUUGUGGCAUCUGACACGAGAGAUCCAGACAAAUCGCAGCACCUCUCUCAACCGUUCCUUUGACAGAUCUUUGUUUGUGGUACUAGAUAGUUUGAACAAUCAGGAUGGUAGUGUCAGUGCCGCAGCACAGAACUGGUUGGUGCGGGCUCUCUCUCUCAGUGAUGUGGUCCGUAUUCUGGAACCAGUUCUGCUCUUACUGUUGGACCCGAGAACACAGAGAUCACCCAUACAGAGCGUCAAACAUAAUCUUUCUGUUGGUCAUUUCAAAGCACAUAGCUGCAGAGACAAAUCCAUCACAAAAAGUGCUGGUGAGGAAACAGAGGAAACCUUCAUCAGUCGCAUCACUGUAGUAGACCGUGAAUCAUUAUGGGCAGAGCUGGAGCGAGAUCCAGAACAAAUGGAAAUGCCCUCAGAUUCCCCAGCAUUGUCCAGGAGUGAGAGUGAGGAGACUGAGGGAGAGGACGAGGAAAGAGAGGAGGAAGAUGAGGAAACUGAACACACAGAAUCUGCAGACACCAGCAGUGCUCAGAACUCCACAGAAAACUCCAGCUCAAGCUCUGCCCCUUACUUGCGACAGCCUGAUGAUGGCAGCAUAGAGGAGGAGAGCGUAGCCAAUGGAAUUAAGAGGGUGGAUUCGGAACACACUCAGGUUUCUGAUUCGCUUUCGAGUGAUGAAGAUGAUGGGCAGUUGGAGGCAAUGGCGAAGUCUCGGAUGCUGAAGCGACAGCGGGAGAAACGGGAGGCAGUGGACUCACUGUUCAGACAUGUUCUUCUCUAUAAGCAGCAGUAUGAGAGCAGGCGCAUUCUCUACGCAUUCACUAUCUUAGAGACCAUAAUCCGGACAAGUGCAGGGCCAUUUGUGGAGACUCUCUCUAAUACUUCUCUAGACUGUAGCUCCACUGCCCAUCUCAACCUCAUCCAGAACCUUCUGCAGAGGCACCGUCAGGUUCAGGAAGGUGGCAGCUUCUAUGGGCGAUUGCAAACCUCAACUCCACCAAGUGCAGCCACUCCUGACCCAUCCCAUCAGGUCCUUUCUCCUCUCCAUUCACCACCUUCCCCUUCUUCUCCGCCAACUCUCCUGCUAGAGCUGCUCACCAGCCUCUGCCUGCGCUAUCUACGCUCUCACUAUCCCUCCUAUGUGAGUGUUCCCACUCGCCAACUCCAGGCCAAUCGGGAGGUGCAGGUGAAAAGUGUGGAAGUGUUGACCGAGUUGAUGAUCCAGUUGGUGAGGGUGGUCCAGCAGGCUCAAAUUGGGGAGGCAAGGGGCGGUGCUAGUCUUGAAGCAGUGUGCAACCUUCUUUGGGGCUACAAGGUGCAGCAAUAUGUUCUUCUUACACUCUCUGCCUCAAUGUAUGUCUGCCAGCGUGGUGAGCAACCUGACCAACACACAUUGCCCGAGGAAGACCAAGGAGAGGAUGGAGCAGAGCUCUCGGAAGAAAGUCUGGUCAACUUUGGUCGAGAUGGGACUUGGGCUGAACACCCACUCCAGAUUGCCCUACUGAAGCUUCUCAAGGUUCUUAUUGUAUUGGAGCACCAUGUGUGUCCACCUCACACCAAGGCACAUGAUGAUGAGCAUCAUCAUUCCAACCAACAGCGGUGCGCAGAGCCACCUUCCUCAGCCUUGGCUCGAGAGUGGCAAACAGCUGUGAUGUUCCAGCAAUCCAUCAAAGCAGUGCGUUACAUAGCCAGUCAGCCUAUCACUGCUCAGGGAAUGUUUGUGUCAGCAGCAGCUCGGGCUUUGCACCCACAGUAUGGCUGUGCCAUGCAUCCAGCCUGGGUGACUCUUCUGUGUGAAGUGCUGCCGUAUUUAGGGCGUUCACUGGCCAUCAUUGUUUCACCCAUUAUUGCCCAGAUCUGCAAGAACCUGGAUGAGCUUGUUAAACAGCACGAGUACGAUGGAGUCAAGGCCUCACACAAUGGUACCUUAAAGAGGGAGAACAUAGCACCCGAAUAUCCUCUGACCCUAUUGGAAGGACUGACCACAAUUACACACUACUGCCUUUUAGACAACAAGAAGGUAACUGCAGGCUGUGAUGUUCCAGACCUGCGAAAUGCGAGCAAUGCCAUUUUGGAGGAGUUCCCACACAUGAUUAGCAGCAUGGCCUUACUCUGGGGUGUGGUCAAGGGCUGUGACUCCACCCAUGGCAGCAGAGCCUCACCCACCUCAGUGUACUUUAAAGGCACAAAGAUCUUGAGGCAGAAAAUUCUCGAGUUCUUGAUGCCAUUGACUCAGCAGUUUGGGGUGCAGGUCAUGGCCUCUGUGGCCGCUGUAUGGAGUAGCAGGAGCGGCCGCAAAAGACGUUCCAGAAGCAAGAUUUUGCCUGAUGCUAGUGAUUCUCAAAUGACUUUAGUGGAUCUGGUGAAGGCACUAAACACACUUCGUGUGGACACUAUACUGCAGCUCAUUAGAGCGGUGGUGAAGAAACCCCAUCAGAUCAAAGGAGACCAGAGGACUACUUUAGUUGACAUUCCAAUGCUGCAGUUCAGCUAUGUCUACAUUCAGAGUCUGUCUGCUCAGGCUCUUCAGGAGAACAUCAAUCCUCUCCUCUGUCUGCUCAAAGAGUCUGUCCAGCUCAACCUCGCCCCACCUGGACACUUCUUGCUCCUCGGCAUCCUCGUUGACUGUGUAAACAGACUUCCCAACAUGGACAACAAGAGGGAUACCAGAGAACUGCAGGAAGUGAGCCAGCGCAUACUAGAGAAGGUGGGAUCUGUGGCCGGCUCGUCUCUUGAGCAAACUAGCUGGCUGAGUCGUAACCUGGAAGUGAAAGCUCAGCCUCAGGUCUGUCUACAGGGAGAUGAAGAUGACCAUGAUGGCAAUGACUUUGAUGAAUCUGCAGGUCAGGAAAGCACUAUGGUGUCAUCUUCAGCACCAUCUGUAUUCAGUGUACAAGCUCUGGCUCUGCUGGCUGAGGUUCUGGCACCUCUUUUGGACAUGGUGUAUCGCAGUGAUGAGAAGGAGAAAGCUGUGCCUCUCAUUUCCCGUCUUAUGUAUUACGUUUUUCCCUAUCUAAAAAAUCACAGUGCCUAUAACAUGCCUAGUUUCUGUGCGGGUGCCCAGUUGUUGAGCAGUCUAAGUGGAUAUGCAUACACUAAGCGAGCAUGGAAGAAAGAGGUGCUGGAACUCUUUAUGGACCCAAUGUUUUUCACAAUGGAGGCCUCGUGUACUUGCCAUUGGAGAUCCAUAAUAGACCAUCUACUGACUCAUGAGAAGACAAUGUUCAAAGACUUGAUGAGUAUGCAGAGCAGUUCUUUGAAGCUAUUCAACAGUGCUGAGCAGAAGCCCAUGUUACUGAAACGCCAGGCUUUUGCCAUGUUCAGUGGAGAGAAUGACCAGUACCACUUCUAUUUACCACUCAUACAAGAGCGUCUAACAGAGAACCUGCGUGUGGGACAGACCCCAGCAGUGUCAGCUCAGAUGUUCCUCAUGUUCCGGGUUCUUCUGUUGAGGAUCUCACCACAACAUCUUACCUCACUCUGGCCAAUCAUGGUGACUGAGCUGAUACGCAUUUUUAACUGCCUGGAAAAAACCCUGCUAGAUGAUAAAGAAGUUUCAAAGAGUAAAUUGCGGGGUGGCCACGACAAAAAUGGUAUUCUGUGCUUCCCGCAGGCAGAGCUGGACAUGUACUUGUCAGCCUGCAAGUUCCUGGACACUGCUGUGUCCUUCUCUCCUGAGCAAAUGCCUCUGUUUCAAAUGUAUCGCUGGGCUUUUAUUGCCGAGGUAGAUGUUGACCAUUAUGAUGGGCCUGGAAACACUUUGUUGGAAGGAGAACAAGAGUGUAAACCUCAUCUUGUCAGAAUACUGGAUGGAAUAAACCAUCGCUAUGGGGAGUUGAAUGGAAUGGAAGGAGUUGCAAGAGAGCCAAGCACAGACCGUGUUGAGUUCCCUCUGCUCACGCUCCGUUCCAUCAUCUCGAUUGUGGAUCUUGUGCCAUUCUUCAACACUCUCUGCUGCUCUUUUAAUGGCUCUUCUAGCCCCUCCACGCCCCUCUCACACACUGUCGCAGACUACCCACCAUCAAGCAGUGAAAGGGUCAUGAAACACCUAGAGCACAUCACUGAAGGAGAGUUCCUCGAUGGAAUGGACAGUUAGAUGAUCCAUAAAAAAAGAUGUCUUUGGAAACUCCAAAUCCUGAAAUGUUUCGCUCAGAUCAUGAAAUUGCUUUUGUAAUUUAUGUCAUUGGUUCAGGCUCGGCACCAAAGGGGGGGCAAGUUGGCCUAAUGUGCUUGGCUCACCCUGCUCGCCAGCCCCCAACUAAACGGCCCUUCCUGAGAACCCUAUGGCCACCAGGAUUAUAGCUUAUUUCUUAUAGUUAGUGCCGGGCCUACAUUGGUUUCUAUUUGAACACAAAAGUGCAAUCAGAUUUAAUUGUAGCAUGAUAGACUACAUAUUAAAUGCAUACAGGACCCUGUGAAUUUUCUUGCUAAGAUGUUAAUGCAUGUCAAGUCAAUGUUAUGACCUUUCUUAGUCUUACACAUGGUUAAUGUAUGUCAUCCUUGUAUAGUUUUAAUUGAGCAUUCCAUUCUGUGCAUUCCAUUACUUGGCUGAAUGACCCAAUUUAAACUUCAUUUUGGUUUCAACAGCAGUAACAGAUUAUGUGUUUGUUGCUUUGUCUACGAAGUUUGUCAUUUGUAUGUAGGGCUGUCCGUCAAUUCUUUCCUUAAAUUUUCUUGCCGUAUUUUGCCUCCAGUACCUGACCUCCUCCUGUUUUUUCCUAUAUGGCUCAUUGUUUUAUAAGAAAGUGCUGUUUAUCAAAAACUGUUUAUAGGACUUUCUCUUGCUUUCUUAUCUCAUCUUUUACUCCAUUUUCCUCACUUUAAAGGAAGUAAAGAGGUGAACUAUGAACUAUUUUUAUGUGAAUAUUGAAUGUCUCCUUCCUUUUACUUUGUGUAGAGUGGAUACUCUCUAUAUUUUUACAGCAAAGUAAUAGUAAUGUAUAUUUUAUUUCUGUACCUAAGGGAAUGUUUUUGAUUCAUGUUCGUGUUCUUCAUCCAUUCCAUUUGUCAAUUGUGGGACCUCAAUUAAGUCUUUAUGCUGUGGCUUUCAUUUUAGAAUCCACCUGAUCUGGCAAUUAUAGUUUGUUUCAAGUGUUACCACUAGUAUGCUACCUUUUCUAGGUACAUUUUUAGAACAGUAUGGUUGAAGUGCCUAAAAAUAAACAUUGGAGAAAUUCUAGUAAUGAAACAUCUUUCCUUGUUCUGUUGUUGUUAUAUGCAAUUGUGCCUCAGAAACAGGCAGUUAUGAAGCUUGUAGUUUGCUUUAAAGCCCCAUUAACUGCACUAAAAUGAGAUGUUAGUGAUUGAAGUGAUCUAAAAAUAAAAAAAUAAACUGCA